AUGGAGGAGCCCUCUGUGCUUCUCUGUAAGAGGUCUAGCCCCUGGCAGGGUCUUCUGCUCGCAGCCUCCUUUUUAACCUUCUGCCACCUGUCCACCACUGCCCAUGUGACUGUGACCACUGAAUCAGUGCCACCACUAGUGGCCAAAGGAGAUGACGUCCUUUUCCUUGUCCACGAACUGCCAGAAAAUAUUGAAGCCAUAGCCUGGUUCAAAGGGCUAACAAAUAUGAAAGACGCAAUUGCAGUAUAUGGACUGUUCAACAAUGUAAGUGGGCCAGGGCCUGUGCACAGUGGUAGAGAGACAAUAUAUCGCAAUGGAUCCCUGCUGAUUGAAAAACUCACUGAGAAGGACACGGGAUUCUAUACCCUACGAACGUAUAAUAGACAUGUAAAAAUUGUAUCAACAACAUCCACGUACCUCCAUGUGCAGGAUUUCCUCUGGAACUGUGGGCGCCAUGCCACCUCUGCCCAGCCCACUGUUACUCUACUCAUUCACAAUAUCCCAGAGAAUCUUCAAGGCUUUGUCUGGUUCAAAGGAAUAUCUGUGUUCUGGAAAAAUGAGAUUGCCCGAUAUACAAUAGACAGCAAAUCAAGCAUUACAGGUCCUGCACACACUGGCAGAGAGACGUUGAAUGGUGAUGGAUCCCUGGUGCUUCAUGGUGUCACUCAGAAUGAUACCGGGUUGUACACCCUACGAAUUAUGGGUACAGAUAUGAAAAGUGAAGAAGCCCACGUACAACUCCAGGUGGACACCUCCCAUUCUCCAUGCUGUAAUCCUCUGACCUCUUCCCAAGUCAUGAUCCAAUCAGUGCCUCUGUAUGCUGCUGAAGGGGAAAGUGUUCUUCUCCAAGUUCACAAUCUUCCAGAAGAUUUCAAAGCCUUUACUUGGUACAGAGCCAUAUAUCGUGUUCCGCAUUUUGAAAUUGUCGAACACAGCAGAGAACUAGAUACCAUUACCUGGGGAGAUCAAUAUAGCAGAAGAGAGACUGUGUAUGACAACGGAACUCUGCUGCUCCAGAACAUCACUGAGCAAGAUGCAGGAAUGUACACACUAGCAAUCUUGAAAAGUGAAUACAAAAUUGAAAAUGUCUAUGUGAAAGUACAUGUAAACAAACACGUGGCACAGCCCUUUGUGCGAGUCACUAACAGCGUAGUCUCAUCACACAGAUCUGCGAUCCUCAACUGUGUUUCACCUGACACUGACGUCUCCAUCCGUUGGUUCUUCAAUAACCGGCCCCUGCGUCUCUCAAGGAGGAUGACUCUGUCCCCAACAAAGUGUGGACUGAGAAUAUACCCUGUAAAGUUGGAGAAUAUUGGAGAGUAUAAGUGUGAGGUCUCCAACCGAGUCAGUUCGAAGACCAGUCUUCCAGUCUGGUUUCAGUGA
Molecule: messenger RNA, 1383 nt
Organism: Cricetulus griseus (Chinese hamster)
Lineage: Eukaryota; Metazoa; Chordata; Mammalia; Rodentia; Cricetidae
Source: RefSeq, a predicted model, not a curated record